AGUGCUUUUAUUGUGAAAUCACACACAGGAAGUCGCGUGAGUGCGGUUCUAAGCGCGAUGGAGAAGUUCUAGGUGGAUCGCACAGAAGCAGACAGGAUGAAGCCUUGAUCAGAAAUCGAAGUUGAGGACGUUAUCAUGGCUGUGAAGGCUCAGGUCCUGUACGACUUCACGGCUGAACCGGGAAACAACGAGCUGUCGGUCAGACAAGGAGAGACGCUCACUGUGCUUGACCAGACUGUGGGUGGAGGCUGGAUCGAAGCCCAGAACUCCAGUGGACAAACCGGACUGGUACCUGAGGGAUAUUUACAGGUCAGAGGCAGCGGUGGUGGUAGCGGCGAAAGAAGUGGAGACUCUUGGUCAGGGGGCGGGGCUUAUGUCAGCAACACACCAGAAGUAUGGGACGAUCAGGGACAUUCACACUCACAACAAGUGGUUGUCGAUGAUGAUGACGCCGAGUGGGAUGAUGACUGGGAUGUCGAGUCUGUGAGAGGUUACCGUGUAGACGAUCGGGUGGAUGAAGGUGCUGGGGCUUCAGGACGGAGCGCCCACAGUCCCUCCAUGAAGAUCUCCCUGAACAAGUUCUCUUUCUCAAAAGGUCCGAGCCCCGAAGUCUUCUUGUUAGCCAAACCUCCAGCCAACAGCAGUCUGCCUGUCUACAUGGGGGAAGUGGGUCCAGUCUGGCUCUACCCGCUGGCUCCUCUGGACUGUCUGAUCGCUGAUCCGAAGAAAGAAUCCAAACUGUAUGGACUGAAGAGCUUCAUCGAGUAUCAAAUCACCUCCAGUUCCACCAACAGACCUGUCAAUCAUCGCUACAAGCACUUUGAUUGGCUGUAUGAGCGUCUGCUGGAGAAGUUCGGCUCAGCUCUGCUCAUCCCCCCACUGCCUGACAAACAGGUGACAGGCCGCUUCGAGGACGACUUCAUCAGGAUGAGAAUGGAGCAGCUGCAGGCCUGGAUGACUCGAAUGUGUCACCACCCCGUCGUCUCUCAGAGCGAAGUUUUUCAGCUCUUCCUCACCUGCAGAGAUGAGAAGGAGUGGAAGGUGGGGAAGAGGAAGGCGGAGAAAGACGAGACGGUGGGACCGAUGAUCUUCAGUCUGGUUGAACCUGAAGCGCCGGAGCUCAGUCCUGCUGAGGUUGAACAGAAGUGUGAGCUCUACAGUCGGUUCACAAAGUCCAUGGAUGACGGAGUCAGAGAGCUGCUGAACGUCGGACACACACAUUGGAAACGCUGCAUCGGACCACUACCUAAAGAGUACAAGCGAAUUGGUCGAGCUCUCAGGAACCUGUCGACUGUCUUCAUCAGCAGCAGGUAUCCAGGAGAGGAGACGCUGACUGACGCUCUGACAGCUGCAGGACAAGCCUAUGAGGAGAUUGCAGAGAUGGUCGCACAACAGCCUCAGAAGGACCUUCACUUCCUGUUGGAGACAAACAGCGAGUACAAAGGCCUGCUGGGAUGUUUUCCAGAAAUCAUCACCAUACACAAGGCUGCAGUGGAAAAGGUGAAGGAAGCCGAUCGUCUGGUUUCUGCAGGAAAAAUCAGCAACAACGACAGGACGUGCAUGAACCAUCGAAUCAGCUGCAUGAGCUACGCGCUGCAGGCUGAGAUGAAUCAUUUCCAUAGCAAUCGUAUCUAUGACUACAACAGAGUGAUGCAGCUAUACCUGGAGCAGCAGGUGACCUUCUACCAGCAGAUUGCUGACAAGCUGAGAGGAGCUCUGAGGCAGUUCACCACACUGUGAGGAUGACAUCUUUGAUGACUUCACAGCCCGAUGACAUCGUUGUUACAUUUUAAUUAAAAAAGUUUUAAUGAAUGAACACAUUUCGAUUAUUAUUAACGUUUCAUAUUGUAUUUGACAUUGAAAUAACAAAACGCUUUGUGUUGUGAACACACUCGAAUUAUUAAUAAACUUGUCUUCAUUC
Scatophagus argus is the source of this 1921-nucleotide messenger RNA. Its product is annotated as sorting nexin-9-like. The coding region runs from base 136 to 1740 and encodes 534 amino acids. Gene Ontology annotation, cellular component: plasma membrane; cytoplasmic vesicle. NCBI's taxonomy places the organism in Eukaryota, Metazoa, Chordata, Actinopteri, Scatophagidae. The transcript is spliced from 17 exons. Gene Ontology annotation, molecular function: protein binding; phosphatidylinositol binding. Gene Ontology annotation, biological process: plasma membrane tubulation; mitotic cell cycle; protein transport. The record is from RefSeq and is a predicted model, not a curated record.